AUGAUCACCACUUCCUGGUAUGUAUUAUUCUUAGAAGGUUCCCCCUCCUCUACAAACAAGGGAUUUCAGGAAUUAAUAUCAACUGGCCUAGCAGAAAGUAUAAAGUCAAUGAAUCUUCAGCCUGAAGAAGAUGACAUUCCAUGGGAAAAUUUGCGAGACAACAGAGACUUAAAUGUUUUCUUCAGCUGGGAUCCAAAAGACAGGGAUAUUUCUGAAGAACAUAAGAAACUUUCCAUGGAGGAGGAGACCUUGUGGUUAAGAAUCCGAUCCUUAACAUUGAGGCUGAUCAGUGGACUUCCAAGUCUCAACCACCCUGUGGAGCCAAAGAACUCAGAAAAGACUGCUGAGAAUGGUGUAUCUUCCCGGAUUGAUAUUCUUCGUUUGCUCCUUCAACAGUUGGAGAUGGCCCUGGAGACGGGAAAGCGAUUUAUUGAGAAGGAAAUUCAGUAUCCUUUCCUUGGUCCUGUACCUACCAGAAUGGGUGGAUUCUUUAAUUCUGGCUGUUCUCUGUGCCAGAUAAGCUCUUUUUAUCUUGUUAAUGAUAUUUAUGAGCUGGAUACCAAUGGUUUAGAUGAUACAGUGGAGAUCCAGGAGCGAAUAGAAAAUAAUCUUAAGUCUUUACUGGAACAAUUAAAAGAUGUCUUCAGUAAAUGUAAAGGUGACCUCUUAGAAGUUAAAGAUGGUAACUUGAAAACACAUCCUACUCUUUUAGAAAACCUAGUCUUCUUUGUUGAGGUAUGGUUUUGUUCUCUUGCUAAAAGAUGUGAUUUUCCUUAA
Molecule: messenger RNA, 777 nt
Organism: Nycticebus coucang (slow loris)
Lineage: Eukaryota; Metazoa; Chordata; Mammalia; Primates; Lorisidae
Product: N-alpha-acetyltransferase 25, NatB auxiliary subunit-like
Exons: 6
Coding region: 1-777 (258 amino acids)
Source: RefSeq, a predicted model, not a curated record